AUGGUUCUGCCAACAGUCUUGACCAACAUCCUGAGUGCGCACGGCAGACUUGGGGACGCUGCGUGGCACUAUACUGAACAUGCUCGGCACGUUGGCCCCAAGAAACUGCAAGCCGCGUUUGCCCAAAGCUUCACAGCUAGGUUCCUACACACUGGCUUAAAGCUUGAGACAAGCUGGGGCUUGGGCAGCGUGGGGGUGCAGAGCAGCCACCGGUCGCUAGGCAUGUUCUGCAUCGAUUUGGCUCCGAACGACUGGAGGAUGCACUUGCCCCAGGCUGACCACGCGCAACUCACUCGUUGA
Molecule: messenger RNA, 300 nt
Organism: Effrenium voratum
Lineage: Eukaryota; Dinophyceae; Suessiales; Symbiodiniaceae
Source: the annotation of a GenBank genome assembly